Rhopilema esculentum is the source of this 4593-nucleotide messenger RNA. RefSeq names its product solute carrier family 12 member 2. Gene Ontology annotation, molecular function: sodium:potassium:chloride symporter activity. Gene Ontology annotation, cellular component: membrane. Gene Ontology annotation, biological process: potassium ion import across plasma membrane; sodium ion transmembrane transport; sodium ion homeostasis. NCBI's taxonomy places the organism in Eukaryota, Metazoa, Cnidaria, Scyphozoa, Rhizostomeae, Rhizostomatidae. The record is from RefSeq and is a predicted model, not a curated record.
UCUAUAAAAACCGCAGCCUCGGACAGAGGAACGCUGUUUUGGGCUCAAACUUUGCACGCAGCUACAAAGAGCAGCAAUUAAGGAGUCGUUUGAGCAAGGUUUGCUGUUAUAAACAGUGAAUACGCUAUUGUAAGGUAGGCAAAAUUGAUUGUCUGGUUUCCUUAUUCAAGCACAUGAUUAUUCAUGCGUCCUCGAUGGGAAAGCUUUUGUGCAAUAGCAGGAAAGCACUCUAAAUUUGAAAGCCCUGUGAUGUUUCGAUCAUUGUGUCGUGACGCGCUGUAGAGGACUUGUCAUCAGAAGCUUACUGUAACACAGACGCCCGCCCCGUUGGCUGUUGUGACGUCGCUGGUAAUGUAAUUUUCAGAACUGAUUUUCUCUCGCUCUUGUAAACACCGAACGUUCAGCUUGUUACUGGCCUCUGUGGCAAGAAGUCACUGACAAAGAUGGAGAAUUCUGGUACAGCUGAUUCCAUAACAGGAGUUGAUAACAAAGCAUUAGAAGUGGCAGAUGAAGUACCCAUGGGAAAUGGCAAGUCGUCCCUAAUGGCUUCAAAUGAUGUCCCUCAUGGCACAGUUAAAGAAGAGCCAGCCAAACACGCCCGUUUCAAGAUCAUCAACCACUCGCAGUCUUCUCCGAAUUUAAAACAUGAAGAUGACGUUGAUGUAGAGAACGUGAAGCUGGAGAACCACUCCUCGACAGAUUCAAAAGAGACAACGCUGACUGUGCCCCUUUCUGGUCACUUGAAGCGGAGAAGUGAAAGUGACUCGAACCAUCAUGGCACUUACCAUGGCCUGCAUCAUGGAACACACCACUCCACCCAGGGUUUUACCACCAUUGGCUACUCCUCAACUGAAGCGGUGCCAAUGACUGUCUUUUACAGAAACGAAGAUUCCCUUUCUAAUAUUGCAAAGAAGAGACCUACUUUGCAAGAACUUCACAAAGGGAGAAAAGAGAACAAGCGGAUCAAGGAUAAAUUAAAAGGCCAUGAUGGAGACACCGGAGUUAUCGAAAGAGGAAACGGUGGCCAGAGGGGUGGAACAAAGAUUGGCUGGAUUAAGGGUGUACUGGUUCCUUGCCUUCUUAAUAUAUGGGGCGUUAUUAUGUUUCUCAGGCUUUCUUGGAUCGUUGGGCAAGCUGGCAUUGGGUUCUCAUCCAUAAUCGUCACUUUGGCUAGUGUUGUCACUAUGGUGUCAGCUUUAUCUAUGUCUGCCAUUUGCACAAACGGAGAAGUUAAAGGAGGAGGUGCAUACUACUUCAUUUCACGUAGCCUCGGGCCUGAAUUUGGCGGUUCCAUUGGCAUCAUCUUCUCGAUAGCAAAUGCUGUUGCUGUUGCACUUUACAUUGUCGGCUUCGCAGAGACAGUCAGAGAUCUGAUGCUACGCUACGGCACAAAAAUUGUCGAUCCCCAAAACGACAUAAGAAUCGUUGGUAUUGGCGCUUUGGUUUUGCUGUUUAUUGUCACGUUGAUUGGCCUAGAAUGGGUUAUGUACACCCAAGUGUUUCUAUUGUUUAUACUUGUUGCUGCGAUUAUCAGCAUUAUUGCAGGGUCCUUUUACCCUAACCCUGUCAACAGCCGAGAACAAGUCGAAGCCUGGGGGAUCUUUGGGUACAAUGCUACCCUUUUCAAAGAAAAUUUCGUACCGCAAUACCGGGAUGGAAAUAAUUUCUUCUCCGUCUUCGCAAUUUUCUUCCCAGCUGCAACAGGGAUCCUUGCUGGUGCCAACUUAUCCGGUGACCUUAAGGACGCCUCCUCAGCUGUCCCUAAAGGAACUUUGAUUGCGAUUGGCAUUACCUCUGUGUCGUACCUUUUAAUGUGUUGGAUAAUCGGCAGUGCAGCAGCGCGUGAUGCAUCUGGAGUCAUUGCCAGCUCAUUAUUGAAUAUGACGAAUGGCAGUUGUGCCGUUGGAAGUUGCAAUUUCGGAUUAAUGAACGACUUCCAGCUACUUGAGAAACUCUCCAUUUGGGGUCCAGUUGUUACAACAGGAAUAUUUGCUGCCACUCUUUCAUCUGCAUUGGCCAGUCUCGUUAGCGCCCCCAAAGUCUUCCAGGCAGUAUGCAAGGACAAUAUAUUUCCUGGAAUUGAAUUCUUCGGCAAAGGGAACGAGAAGAAUGAACCCCGCAGAGGCUAUAUCCUGGCUUUUUUUAUUGGCGCAGCGUUCAUUGCAAUCGGAGACCUAAAUGUCAUCGCCCCGAUCAUAUCAAACUUUUUCCUGAUGGCCUAUGCUUUAAUCAACUAUGCUGUUUUCAAUGUUUCAUUGGCAAAGACUCCUGGAUGGAGACCAGCAUUUCGAUAUUACAACAAAUGGGCGGCACUUGUUGGUUUUCUGCUUUGCAUCGGCAUCAUGUUCUUCAUGAACUGGUGGGCAGCCUUAAUCACAGUUGUUGCUGUUGCUGGAUUAUAUAAGUUCGUAGAUUACAGACGACCAGAUAUAAACUGGGGUUCUUCUGGUCAUGCCCACACAUACCUCAAAGCUCUUCGAUUCACAAGGCGCCUGGAACAGGUUGGCGAUCAUGUCAAAAACUUUCGUGUUCAAUGUCUUGUUUUAUGUGGGUCGCCGUCUUCCCGACCAAACCUUGUGCACUUUGCUUCGCACAUAACGAAGAGUUUUGGACUGAUGGUUUGCGGUGAUGUGAACGUUUCGGAUGGAAUUUCUCUGAGAACCAACGACGAAGCAGAAUGGCUGAGGAAGCACAAAAUCAAAGCUUUCUAUCAAAUGAUCCAAAGCAGAACAUUAUAUGAUGGAGCAGCAUCUCUUAUGCAGUCCGUUGGGCUAGGCCGCCUUAGACCUAAUACCCUAUUGCUUGGUUACAUGACAAAAUGGCAGGCUUGUACACAGUCGAAAGUUGAAGAGUACUUUAAUCUGUUGCACACAGCUUUCGAUUUGCAUUAUGGUAUUGCCAUUCUUCGUAUGCAAGAUGGAUUCGACAUAACCGAAGAAACAGACGAUGAAGAUGAACAGUUCUUCCUGAACCAAGAGCCCGACUGGUACACAGAGGACUGGGACGAAUCACAGAUCCCCAGGGAACCGAAGAAUGACCAAUCUUCUUCAAACACAGGUGAUACUGUAGAAGCCAGAAAUGUGAAUGGAAACCCUGAAAUCGUAAUUGCUUUUAAUAAGAAAAACAAGGGGACGAUCGAUGUUUGGUGGCUAUACGAUGACGGGGGACUCACUAUCCUAGUGCCUCAUCUAUUGUCGCUAACAACUCAAUGGCGAGGUUGUAAGCUGCGAAUUUUCACCCCUGCCUCUGACAAGAAAAUAAAAGCAAACCAAAUUCGAAUGGCAAAUCUUCUCAAGAAGUUUCGUAUUGAUUUCUCAAGUGUAGUGGAAUUCAGGGGGAUUAACAAGCCUCCAAAGGACGAGAGCAUCGACGCCUUCAAAAAACUGAGAAAUGGUGAGCACCUUGUGGAGGAGGCUUUGGACAAGAAAACACUUAGGCAGAUCCGUCUUGGUGAACUUGUGAGGGAGCACUCCCAUGACGCAAAACUUAUUGUGCUGACACUGCCAAUUCCUAAGAAGGCUAUUGUGACGUCACUAAUGUACAUGAGUUGGUUGGAGGUGCUGUCCUCAGACUUACCCCCUGUUCUGUUGAUACGGGGAAACCAAACAAGCGUACUUACUUUCUAUUCCUAAAUUAGGAAGAAAAAAUAAUAAACUGGCGUUUUAGGUCACAAUACCAGCUGGGAAUGAUGACAUUUAGGUUUGUAGCAUCUUGGGGUUGUUUUUGUUUGCAUGGCUCCUCAAUAUCAAUUUCUUUACCUUUCCAUAUUUUCUAGGGUCAAAUCAUCUUCCAAUGUCUGCCUGUAACUGGAGUAGAAAACUUAAAAAUAAAAAAUUUAAAGUAGUAAAAUUUUGCCAGCAUUUAUUGAGUUUUCAGUUAUCAAGAGGACUAUUGAGGUCACACAUGAAUGCAAAUGUCAAAAAGUAGUUUAAUUUCAAUCAAAGAUUUGAUCAUGGCAAAAAUUAGCUACGAUAUUUGAGAAUUGCCCAGAAAAAAGAGGAGGGGGUGCAGCCCCCCUGCAAAAAGUAAAGGGGGCUGAUCCCCCCUGAGCCCCCUCUUCUACAGUCCUGCUCUAGUAGAAUAAUUGUGUGUUAUCAAAGAGAGAUAUUUACAUAUAACUGAAAUUGGCCUUAAUCUUAGCAGCUUAAGGUUCCUGUCUUGAUAAUAAAAGCUUUUUGUUUGCCAAAGAAUUUUCUUAUGGCAAAAUAUCGGAUUGAGUCAGUGAAUUCGAUACGAAAUGAAUCCGGUAUCGUGUGAACAGGGCUUUAGAUGCCAGUCCGCUCUACCAAGGGAUACUUAGCCACAGUCAUUUUAAAUAGUUUUUGAAUUUCUGCCAACUAUACUGUUAUACAUUUCCAGUUCUUUAGAGGACGCAUUAUGAUAAUAUUUUAUGUCCUGUAUGUAAUGCAGUUAAAAGAAUAUGAAUAUUUUGCUUAUCGUUCGUUGAUUAUUUUUUAUUUUAAAGAAUUUUCUCUUAAUAGGCAAUACGGUUGUAUACUUUGUGGUUGACUUUUUAUAAGCAAGUUGAAUUUGAUGAAAUUUUCAAUGAUUUUUUAUAAAUUUGAAUUAGAAUCAGUGAAAUUAUUAGAUGUA